Molecule: messenger RNA, 6373 nt
Organism: Toxotes jaculatrix (banded archerfish)
Lineage: Eukaryota; Metazoa; Chordata; Actinopteri; Toxotidae
Gene: tiam2b
Product: T-lymphoma invasion and metastasis-inducing protein 2
Exons: 27
Coding region: 384-5147 (1587 amino acids)
Biological process (GO): activation of GTPase activity; positive regulation of axonogenesis; small GTPase-mediated signal transduction
Cellular component (GO): membrane; synapse
Molecular function (GO): protein binding; guanyl-nucleotide exchange factor activity
Source: RefSeq, a predicted model, not a curated record
GAGGAAGAAACACAGCUCCUCAGUCGUUUCUCAGUAAAGACCAGAGGGUUUUUUUUAUCCAUCUUUCAGGUCGUAACAUGAGCGUGAAGAAGCUGCUGUCUGAGUCAGACAGAUUGAGGAUCCACCCCUUGAAGCAGCAGAAACCAGCUUCUGCUUUACGUGACUAAUAAAAUCAGCCUCCUGUCACCUGGCUGCAGCCGUGCAGAUGAGCCGGUGUGAGAGAGGGGGUGAGCGACAUAGACAAACACAGAGGGAGAGAGAGAGAGGGAGCAGCUGGAGGCGACAGAGAGAGCUUCAGUGAAGAGAGAGAGAGAGAGGAGGCAGCAGGACGGAGCAUGAAGGAGCUGCUGAGUUUCUGAGGACGAAAACACAGAAAGGUGACGAUGGGAAACGCAGACAGUCACAGCAGCUUCGUCUCUCCUGCCAAACCCUCCUGCUCGCUCAGGUUCUCCUCCAGGAGGGAGGAGGCACCGUCAGCUCGCAGCUGGUGGAGGAGCAGCCAGGGGGGCUGCAGGAGGGGGAGGAACUACCUGAACCAGCAGUCCGCCGGCCCCCCCUACACCUCCUGGCAGUAUGAACAUGCCCCCAAAGCAGCCAGAGGAGGCUCACGGCUGAGAGCCGGGUCUCCUCAGAGGUACAGCAGGAGUCCGUUUGGUUACCUGGACAGCGGCGGGGGGAGUAACGGUAUCUGUGGCGAGCGGGCGUCUCUUCAGAGUGGCGGCAGCCCCAAAGUGCUGCUCAGCAAAGACGGAAGCAUGAGGGUGGAGUUCACCAACAGCAGGGUCGUCCCCGUGGAGCCGCAGGAGUUAACUGGCCUCCCCACCAUCGCCACCACAACCACCUCGGCCACAGUCGCCGAACCUUCCCUCCGCACCAGUAAGGGCAGCUCGCUGAGCUCCGACGGCUCCUGGUACGACUCGCCAUGGGGGGGCGGCGCUGAGCUGUCCGACAGCGUGUUCGUCUGCGGGCAGAGUGUGGACAACAGCAGCGGCUACACCACCUACUCCUCCAGCCGCACAGAGGAGACCACCACCAGCAGCAGUGGCUACAACACCUUCUACUCAGCUCAGGUGGAGGACAUUUCACCUGGGUUUAGCUCCACCCUCCUCUUCCCCGCCACAGAAACCAACAAGCUCACCUCCACCGCAGGUUACAACACCUGCUCCUCCGGUCGGACGGAGGACAGCGGCAUCGGGGACUCAGUGAUCCUGCAGCCAGACCUGAGAGACUUCAGCCGGGUUUCGUCCCCCGCUGCGUCACUGGACAACGUUUACACCAGCAACAACAUGUUACCCGCCUUCCCCGCGGCGCCAGACGCCCCCCUGCAGCACAGGACCGCUUCCUCCUCCUCGGCUCUGCUGGAUGACGUCAUCCAGGAGGAGGACGGUGCAGGUGGAGGCGUGGAGCAGCGUUACUCCUCCCUCACGCUGCCCUGCCGCAGGGCCGAGCCCGUCGGCGCCGCCCCCGCCACCGGGAGCAACCGCAAAGACUUCCUGAAGAGCCGAAUCAGACGGCUGAGCGACUGGACAGGAAGUCUGAGCAGGAAGAAGAGGAGGAUCCAGGAGCCUUGUGGCAGCGACACCGGCGAGGUUUUCAUCAACAGACUGAACUCCGGGCUGGUCGCCUGCAGCUCACCGUGGUCCUCCAACCCUCUCCACCUCCUGAACCAGAACCAGUUCCCUCAGGUCCACUGUGGCUCCUCCAGAAGCCUGAGCCAGAGCAGCGACGCCCAUCGGCAGAACAUCUACGAAAACUUCAUGCAGGAGCUGGAGACGGGCUGCAGCAGUGCAGCCGACCGGACCGAGGCCUCAGAGGGGGACGGAGAGGAGGAGGAGGAGGACGAGGACGAGGAGGAGGAGGGGGUGGAUGGGGAGGUGGAGCUGGGAGGAGGGGAGCAGCUGGAUGUCUUGUUUGAGAAGGAGCAGGGUGUGGUGCGGCGGGCCGGAUGGCUCUCCUUCAAAGCCCUCAUCACCGUCAGCAAGGAUGGGAAGCUGGAGCUGGUCACCCGCCGCAAGUGGAGACACUACUGGGUGACACUGAAAGGUUGCACUCUGCUGUUUUAUGAGACGUACGGGAGGGGCGGUGCCGAGCAGGAGCUCGCUCCUCGUUACGCCCUGCUGGCCGACGACAGCAUCGUCCAGGCCGUCCCCGAACACCCGAAGAAGGAGCACGUCUUCUGUCUGAGCAACUCGUACGGAGACGUCUACCUGUUCCAGGCCACCAACCAGACGGACCUGGAGAACUGGGUGACAGCGAUCCACUCUGCCAGCGCCUCCCUGCUGGCGAAGCGUCAGGGGAAGGAGGACACGCUGCGUCUCCUGCGCUGCCAGAGCUGCUCGCUGCUGCACAAGAUCGACAUGGACGGAAAGAUGAAGAAGAUGGCGGAGCUGCAGCUGUCCGUCAUCAGGGAGCAGAAGAACAGGAAGGCCGUGGAGAGCCAGAUCAAGCAGUGGGAGCAGAACCUGGAAAAACUGAACCUGGAUCUGUUCAGGCUGAGGUGCUACCUGUCCAGUCUGCAGGGCAGCGAGCUCCCAAACCCCAAGAGCCUCCUCGCCGUCGCCAGCCGGCCCUCCAAGAGCAUGCUGGGACGCCUGGGAGUCUUCUCCGUGUCCUCCUUCCAUGCCCUGGUGUGCAGUCGCGACGAGGUGACUCUGAGGCGGCGUCGUCGGUCCCUGUCAGGAGGAACCAGGAGGAAGGGGCUGCCGUCCUCCCUGAAGGCUCUGGACGGACUGAGGAGACGCAGCCGAGCCUCCGGUCCCUCUGCGUCCCAGGUUUUCAGGAGUCAAGCUGCUGCACCGUCUGCUCACCACGCCUCCGCCGCCUCCGCCGCCGCCGCCACCGCCUCCUGCAGCCCUGAGACGCUGGACUGUGUGUUUGAACAGAGGGAGGUGGCGCCCUCUGCAGGACGUCCUGCAGCUGUACAGGUGUGUGACGCGCUGCAGGUGUGUGACGCGCUGCAGGUGCGUGACGCCCCGCAGGUGCGUGACGCCCCGCAGGUGUCGCUCCUCUGUGUUUUCUCUCUGCACAUCUGUCGACCCGACGCUGCCAGAGACUUCGGUUUUGCUGUGACGGGUCAUGUGGACGGAGCUGGGAAAAGCCACGUCUUCGUCAGCGAGGUGGACCCGCUGGGACUGUCCGCCAGAGAAGGCCUCAGGGCCGGAGACGAGGUCCUGGCCGUGAACGGGGCCACCGUAUCCGGACUGGACCUGGACCUGAUGCAGAGUCUCUUCAGCCACCAGAAUCUCCAGCUGCUGCUGAGGAGACACGAGACGCCUGAGCCCGAGGAGCCCACCGCCGUCUGGCCUGAACCCGGGGACCCUGCAGACCCCUGUCAGCACCCGGCCCCUCCAGACCUCCAGAGCUGGACCACAGCUCCAGACGCUGUCCCGCCACCUGACCAGGUGUCAGCGAGGUCGUCUGAGGACACUGAGCCGACGCCACAGAACAUGGAGCGGGUGUACUCUCUGUACCAGACCUUCCCAGAAGGCCGAGCUACAGACGCUGACGUUCCCAAGAACCCGUACAGCAGAGAGGUCGGCCUGCAGCCUGCGAGCCCCGCCCACCUGAGCGUGUGUCAGCAUCUGCGCAAAGUCAUCCAGGAACUGGUCGACACCGAGAAGUCCUACGUCAAGGACCUGGUCUGUCUGUUUGACAUCUACCUGGCUCCUCUGCAGAAGGAGACGUUCCUCAGUAAAGAGGAGAUGGAGGCGUUGUUCGGCAGUUUGCCGGAGAUGUUGGACUUCCAGAAGGUUUUUCUUCACACUCUGGAGCAGAGAAUCGCUUCCUGUCCCAACCUGAGCGGCCUGGAAACACCUGAGCAGUUCAAGAAACUCCUCAUCUCGCUGGGCGGAUCUUUUCUUUACUACGCCGACCACUUCAAGCUCUACAGCGGCUUCUGUGCAAACCACAUCAAAGUCCAGAAAGUCCUGGAGAGAGCAAAGACAGACGGAGCCUUUAAACAGUUCUUGGAGGCGAGGAACCCGACCAAUCAGCACUCGUCCUCUCUGGAGUCCUACCUGAUCAAACCUGUCCAGAGAGUCCUGAAGUAUCCGCUGCUGCUCAGAGAGCUGGUGUCCCUGACCGACCCCGAGAGCCCCGAACACACACACCUGACAGAGGCUCUGAGAGCGAUGGAGAAGGUGGCGAGUCACAUUAACGAGAUGCAGAAGAUCUACGAGGAUUACGGCUGCGUGUUCGACCAGCUGGCUGCGGAGCAGAGCGGACCCGACAAACAGGUGACAGACGUGUCCAUGGGGGAGUUUCUGGUCCAUUCGUCGGUGGUCUGGUUGAACCCUCUGCCCUGUCUGAGACGCCUGAGGAAAGAACCGGAGCUCACACUGUUCGUGUUCAAACGAGCCGUGAUCCUGGUUUAUCGAGAGAACAGCAAACUGAAGAAGAGGAUGACGGGCUCCCGCUCAGCUGAUCUGGACCCCUUCAGGUUCCGCUGGUUAAUCCCAGUCUCGGCGGUUCAGGUCAGACCGGCCAACAUCACAGGCUCAGAGAACCCGUGUGUGUGGGAGCUGGUUCACAGCAGGUCAGAGGUGGAGGGUCGACCAGAGACGGUGUUUCAGCUCUGCAGCAGUGGUUUGGAGACGAAGGCCAGCGUCCUGCGAGCUCUGCGCUCCCUCCUCAGAGACCGAGCACCCGUCGGCUCCCUGAGGAGGACCAGGCUGUCGACGGCUGAGAGGAGCGGCUCCUGGAGGAGGAGGCAACAGAGGAGUCGCGCUGACGCCCAGAGGACGACUCAUCAUCAGCCGGAGGAGAGCGGCAGACCCGACGGCAGGUUCAUCCCGGGAGAAACCUGCUCGGAGCCUCUGCUGCCCAGCCACGCUGCGUCCGACUCUGCGGGGAAGAGGACCAGACUCUGCUCCCUGACCAGCGAGCUGGAGACUCAGCUGCAAAGGCUGAACUUCACAGAGGAGGAGGCCGAACGAGGAGCCGCAUCUCCGAUCGACAAUCGGGGGACCGCCGAGAAGAGACGGAGCUCCAGUCUGCGGCGAAGCCCUGGAGGAGACCUGCUGGACCUCAGCGGCCUGCUGGAGAGAGACUUCAGUGUUCAGAGCAUGACCUCCAUGAUUAAUGAAGACUGUUUCUACGACAGCGUGGUGGGGGUGCAGAAGGCCGUGGUUCCCACACUACAGGGCUAAAGCUAAGCGCUAACACCCAGGAGACCGACGUCAUCGUGAUACUUCAGCCAGGGAGAGGGAACUCCAGGUACUCACACCUGCACAGGUAUGUCCACCCACUAUACUGAGGGAUUCAUGCACAGGUGAACACUGACACAGUACAGAAUGUUGAGUUUAUUCCCAAUGCUGGAAACUUCCAUCUCUUCAACCUCCUGAAAACCAGAAGACAAGAGCUUUGGAAAUCCUGAGGCAGCCGUUUGAUUGGCUGUGACAACACCUGCUUCAGGAAAACACACCUCCAGCUGGAUCAUGGCUUCAGACGAAUAAGUUCUCCACUCAUUCUAUUUUAAUUCCAACUUUGUAAAACAUAACAUCAGUUUCUACUCAGAGGGUUUGGAUUUUAUUCUCAAAAUCCCAGAAAUCUUUUUGCCUUAAAAAUGACAGAAACACUUAUUUUGACCUUCAUGUGACAGAGUGAACAUUCACUCUUUCAUCUACAAACCAAAGCGAGUGAACCCUGCAGAACAGACAGAACGUUCUGUUGUCUCAGACACAAACCACAAACCUCCAGAACAAUUUCAGGAACCACAGAAUCAUUUUUAACCUGAGAAAUAUACAUUUGUAUCCGGACUCGUCGUAUUUUUGAAAUCACUCCGUGGAUUUAUCAGGUUCCAAAAAGACCAAGACUCAUCCUGAGUGACAGAAACAUCUGGAGCUUGGUUCUUUUUUAACUUCAGUUCCCUCAGAUGUUCAUCCUGGGAGUGUUCUGCCUGACGGAUCUCCAAAAACAUUGAAAUUGGCGUCUUGCACAUUUGACGGAGGAGAAGAGGAAACCAGACGAAGGCUGGACUCUGAUUCGACCCUCAUCUGCCUGAACCCGUUCUUUUUUUUAGCUUCAUCUGUUUCACAGUUUGUGUUGUAAAUAUUUAGUCUGUACAUUUUCUUUCUUUCUGUCGUAGUUUUCUGUGAAACAGAUUUUUUUUUAUCUUGAUGAAAGCAGUUUGCAGUGAGUGUGGAGCUGCUGGAUCGAAGCCUCUGUACAUCUGAAUAUUGUAUUUAUGUGUUUUGUCACGUUUGUUUUGUGUAUUUCAGUUUCGUGACUGAACCAGAAAGACGACAGUUUGCAUUUAAAUGAACUUUUCAAGUUAUUUUUCAACACGUGGUAAUUUAUUUUCUUAAAUAUUUGUGUACAUCUUUUUAUUUGAUGCUGUAAAAGUCCAAUAAAUGGAAAAGUAUUUAAUUGAUAA